CACUUCCUUACAGAUAUAUUUCCCUGCAGCUGUGUGUUCAGAGUGGAAGUUCCUUGGUGGUCAGACACAGUACCAGAAUGAGCAACUGGGUGGUUAACGAAGGACUCUCCAUCAUUGUUAUUCUGGCAUGGCUUGGACUGAAUGCAUACCUAUUUUGGAAUUUUUACCUUGUCUAUGAUGAAGGUCCACGAUAUAUCUAUUCUAGAGAGAUUUAUGGGUCAGCCCUAGCCUGGGCCAGAGCCCCAGCAGCGUGCCUGAACUUUAACUGCCUGCUCAUCUUACUGCCAGUAUGUCGAAACCUUCUUUCCUUUCUCCGUGGAUCAAGUGCGUGUUGUGGGAGAAGUAUACGAAGACAGCUGGAUAGGAACCUCACUUUUCACAAAAUGGUGGCAUGGAUGAUUGCCUUGCAUACAGCUAUACACACUGUGGCCCAUUUGUUUAAUGUGGAAAGACUGGUGGACGCCAGGGUGGAAGCGAAUGGCACAAUUGUAGCUGCUCUUACCGACCUUGGGGACAGGAAUAAUGAAUCCUACCUUAACUUUGUCCGAUCAAGAGUACCAAAUCCAAUAGGAGGAUUAAAUGUGGCAUUUACCUUUCUUGCUGGCCUCACUGGAGUAAUAAUUACAUUGGCUCUUAUUCUAAUAAUUACUUCUUCUACAAAAACCAUUCGCAGGUCAUAUUUUGAAGUGUUUUGGUAUACACAUCAUCUCUUUGUCAUUUUCUUCAUUGGUCUUGUUAUACAUGGAGUUGGGAAGAUAGUACGAGGACAGACUGACAAAAGUCGUGAAGUUCAUAAUCCAGAUAUCUGCAAAAAUAAUUAUACUCAGUGGGGUCAAGAUCCGAAAUGUCCCAUACCCCAAUUUGAUGGAAACGAACCAGUGACAUGGAAAUGGGUAGUAGCACCAAUGGCUCUAUACGUCAUUGAAAGACUCAUCCGAUUUUGGAGAUCACAACAAAAAGUUGUAAUUACAAAGGUUGUUACACAUCCUUUUAAGACAUAUGAACUGCAGAUGAAAAUGAAGGGCUUUAAAAUGGAAGUUGGUCAAUAUGUCUUUGUACAGUGUCCUGCAGUAUCCAGUCUGGAGUGGCAUCCUUUCACAUUGACCUCUGCCCCAGAAGAGGACUUCUUCAGCAUUCACAUUAGAAUAGUUGGAGACUGGACGGAAGGGUUAUUUAAAGCCUUGGGAUGUGACAAGACUGAAUCUCAGGAAGCUUGGCAGCUGCCUAAAAUUUUAAUUGAUGGUCCCUUUGGAACAGCAAGUGAGGAUGUGUUCGACUAUGAGGUUGCUAUGCUGGUUGGAGCAGGAAUCGGAGUUACUCCAUUUGCUUCUGUCUUGAAGUCUGUCUGGUAUAAAUACUGCAACAAUGUGUCAACUCUAAGGUUAAAAAAGAUUUACUUCUAUUGGCUGUGUCGAGAAACCCAAGCAUUUGAAUGGUUUGCUGAUUUGCUACAAUCCCUGGAGUCUCAAAUGCAGGAGAGGAAUAAUGCUGAUUUUCUCAGCUACAACAUCUACCUUACUGGAUGGGAUGAAAGUCAGGCCACUGCAUUCUCAUUGCACCAUGAUCAAGAGAAGGAUGUAAUCACUGGUCUUAAGCAAAAGACCUUGUAUGGAAGACCCAACUGGGAAAUCGAAUUUAAGAACAUUGCCAGCGCACAUUCGAACUCCAGAGUGGGUGUCUUUCUGUGUGGACCUGAAAAUCUUGCCGAAACCCUCAGUGGCCUGUGCAUUGGAAACUCCAGUGGGGACCCCAGGGGCAUUCACUUCAUCUUCAACAAGGAAAACUUCUAAACUUAAACUUGUACAUUUUCAAAGGAAAACAAAUGUUAUACUUUUGGCUCUAUAUGAAAAACACAUCGAUCUUACAUUUAAGAGCACGGUGUAUAGUCUCCAGCAAUACUAAGAGCAAUAUUAUACUUCGCCAGCACUGAACUUUGCUAGUAACAGUGUUGGAGCAAAGAUUAAAACAUUUGGUGGGUGCAGCCAUUUAAGAAUUAUUAAAAUAAUAUGUAACAUACAUUAUGGGCCUGUUACAGAUUCGAGGCUGGCAUUUUCAGGCUUUGAAGAUGAAUUUUAAUUGCAUGUAAAUCAAGUUAAAACCCUCUGAGCUAGUGUUUCUGAACCUUUUUUCAGUCGUGACACCCUUUAAAAAUAUACAAAAUCUCAAGGUACCCCAGUCUAAAAUGUAAAAAUGUUAAAAGUUACUUAUCAAUGAAACCUCGU
This is a messenger RNA of Rana temporaria (common frog), 2222 nucleotides long. RefSeq names its product cytochrome b-245 heavy chain (gene CYBB). The record is from RefSeq and is a predicted model, not a curated record. The transcript is spliced from 13 exons. Gene Ontology annotation, molecular function: superoxide-generating NAD(P)H oxidase activity. Lineage: Eukaryota; Metazoa; Chordata; Amphibia; Anura; Ranidae. Gene Ontology annotation, biological process: superoxide anion generation; defense response. Gene Ontology annotation, cellular component: NADPH oxidase complex; plasma membrane. The coding region runs from base 78 to 1790 and encodes 570 amino acids.